Salvia hispanica is the source of this 979-nucleotide messenger RNA. RefSeq lists its product as uncharacterized. The record is from RefSeq and is a predicted model, not a curated record. NCBI's taxonomy places the organism in Eukaryota, Viridiplantae, Streptophyta, Magnoliopsida, Lamiales, Lamiaceae.
GUUAAAUUGAAAUCCAUAAAAUUGUGAGAUUGAGAAUUAGCAGAAUGCAGUGGAAUAUCCAAACGUCGAUCGCCGUUCUCUCGCUCCUCUUCCUAUCAGGCGGCGCCGCUCCCACGGCGUACGAUGCAAUCCAAUCCUACGGUUUCCCUAUCGGUAUCCUCCCAAAGGGUGUAACACUCUACGAUUUGGACGAUUCAACCGGAAAAUUCAACGCCUAUAUCAACGGUUCCUGCAGUUUCUCUUUGGAAGGCUCGUAUCAGCUCAACUACAAAUCUGUCAUCAGCGGCUACAUACGUAAAGAUAAGCUCACUAAUUUAUCUGGCGUUCAAGUCAAAGUGCUGUUUGUAUGGUUGAGCAUUGUCGAGGUCAGGAAAAACGGUGAUAAGCUCGAAUUUUCCGUUGGGAUUGCAUCCGCAGGCUUUGCGAUUGAUAAUUUCUUUAUCUGUCCCCAAUGUGGCUGUGGAUUGGAUUGCAAUGGCCUCGACGGGGAGGAUCUUACGAGUGAUUCUCUUGUUUCUUCGAUUUAAAAUCGAGGAUUAGCUCUGAUUGGGAUACUUACAAAAAUAAUCUAUGACCACAACUUCUCUGUGGAAAGAUACUCCAAUUCGAUUUUGAUGGACAGGGAGUGGUAUUUUCACCAGAAGAAAUCAUCUUUCCAUCAUACUUCAGUUUGUUGAUUCAUACGAGUAGUUAAAUGAUGCUUAUGCAUUCCGAAAAUGAAAUUCGAGAUUGGAGCAUGAAAAGGUGAAAAAAUGCAGACACUUUUGUAGCAUCGAUCUGGUCAGAAAUUUGAAUUUCUCUGACCUCCUAUCCAUUUACCCUUAUCUUGCUUAGCAGGCAAAAGGCCAAUCAAUGGGGUCAAACAGUUUAAUUAUCGAUUUAAUAUGUAAAAUUCAAUGAAAUUUGAUGCUGGGCUCUAACUUCGUACGUAGCUCAGACAGUUGUUUCAAUGAAUACAAAAUACUGCGUCGCUUUCUAA